Messenger RNA from Micropterus dolomieu (smallmouth bass), 1778 nucleotides. RefSeq names its product transmembrane protein 238-like. Lineage: Eukaryota; Metazoa; Chordata; Actinopteri; Centrarchiformes; Centrarchidae. Bases 238 to 792 code for a protein of 184 amino acids. The record is from RefSeq and is a predicted model, not a curated record. The transcript has 2 exons.
GUCGAUUUCCGGGCAGGUAGGCUGGUGCUUUCAGCCCCUCCUCAGGUGAGCACCACGCCCCUCCUCUGUGAGUCUAAAAGGCAGCCGACCUGAGCAGGACUGGGCGCCUCACCUGGCUCACCUUACAGCCGCUCAGAAACUCAAUACACCGCACAGAGGCUCCGGGAAAUAAGAAGCUGUUGUCAGAGACCUCAGCGUCUCUUCGGAGGCCUAUAGCCUAGCCUACUGUAUGCUGACAUGGAACCUGCCUACCGGGGUCUGGGUCGCUGUGUGUGCUGUUUCUGGCUCGCGGUAGCCUUUGACAUUGCGGGACUGGGUGUACUUCUGGUCGGGGUGUUUGUGAACGUGUUUUUCUAUGACCUGCUCAUCUACGCGGGCGCCAUCGUCAUCUUCCUCAGCCUCAUCUGGUGGGUUUUCUGGUACUCUGGGAACAUCGAGGUGCCACUGGCGGAGCUGGAGGACGAUGUCGGGUUACUGAAGAAGGAUAAGGGCGGUCUGAGCGGCAUCAGCGGCGCGGUGAGGCGCCUCUCCAGUCGCCUGUCCAGCGGCAUCAGGAACUCGUUCCGCAGGAACGGAGGACCGUCCAGCACCCGCACGGCCCGCGCGCCCAGGUCAGCCGGCGGGCAAACGGCGGCCCCGCAGGCUGAGCAGGUGGCCGUUGCCAUGGGAACGAUGACCCCGCAGGAGGAUACCCCACACACUACUAUUGAAUCCUCUGUGGCGCGUGAGGUAGAGAUGCCACACACAACAACAGAGACGUCACCGAGGCAAUAUAAUGUCACAGUGACUUGAUGAGAGCCUGCCCUACAGUGUCUUCACUUGACUCCAGUCGAUGCUCAGCUUUUCUACUGUUUGUGUGUUUAAUGAGAUAUCAUCAUUUGAUGAUGAUAUCUGUAAGAAGUGUUAGCAGUUGCUGAGUCAUUAUUAAAUCACUUAGUAAAAUGUAAAUUCCACAAUGAAUGUUAUGUUUUUAAUCAGUAUGGCAGCACGGAUGCAGUCUGUUUGAGAUAAGUGGACUGAAUGUUGUCCCCAUUAAUCAUUCAGACCCAAAAAUUGGGAAAAUUGCUGGAAACCAUAUUUGCUUUCUGGUACCACGUGACUCACAAACGAACUGCAAAACAACUGUAUUUGGAGACACCCAUUUCUCUGACAGACUUUGUUCUACUCAUAUUUUAGAUUAUUUUGUUUUUUAUUUUAUUUGUGACUGUUUAAAUUGUGUGUAUGUGAUGACUGCUUUGUGUGACUGUCUUGUUGUGAUGAUAUAUCUCUCUUGUAGAAGAGGUUUUGAGACUUCCUUAUUUAAAAAAAAACAUCACUACAUCAUGACUAAGAAAAGUUUGAGUAAAAUAGGCUACCUUUAUAACAUAACAUUAUGUGAACAGCUAUUACGGUAUUUCAGUGUCCAAGAAUGUUUUACAUGAGUGGGGUUUCAUUCUUUAAGUUGAAUGACAAGAUAUAGAUUUACUGAGAGACAAAUAGAAAAAAGAAAGAUUAUGUUUGAAAUACAUUUUGAUACAUUUUUGCAAUGCACAUACACAUGGUUUGUGUUGUGCCUCUAUCACAGGAUUAUUUCUGUCACAAUUGGCAACUAUUCUACUUCUGUCCACCCAGUGUUUUAUUCUCCAUCCAGUGUACUGUUUGGUUCCUCAAGGGUCCAUCCUCGGUCCUUAACUGUUUUCUAAUUAUAUCUAGCAUUUUUAUUUAGACGAUAUGCAGUGAAUCCUAUUGAUCUGUAUUGAUUCUUCAUGACCCCCGAAUAAACAGUUUCAGUUUUGUAA